AUGUACGACCUGGACUACUUCAACAACUGGACCGGCCGGGUGUGCAAGCUGCUGAAGAGCCUGUACGGGCUGAAGCAGUCGCCGCUGCAGUGGAACCGGGCGCACGACGCUGUGCUGAUGGGCGCCGGUUGGAAGAAGAGCCAGGUCGACGAGGCGUUGUACUUCAAGGUCGGCGACGACGGAGUGGCCUGCUGGGUGCUGGUCUACGUCGACGACCUGCUCGCCGCCAGCAGCAGCGCCGCGAUGCUGAAGGAGCUGAAGGAGCUGCUGGAGGCCGCCUUCAAGCUGCGGGAGAUCUCGCCGAUGGAGAAGUACCUUGGGCUGGAGAUCGUUCGCGACAGGUCGGUGAGGAAGCUGUCGCUUCACCACCAGGGCUACGCUGACAAGCUGCGUAGGCGCUUCAUCGACGAGGAGCAGACCAGGCGCACCCCAAAGACGCCGGUCUCGGUCGACGCCUACGCUGAGCUGACGUUCGACGACGAGGAGGCACAGGAGCGCCAGGAGGAGGAGUACCGGCAGAAGGUCGGUUCGCUGCAGUUCGCGGUGACGACGACGAGGCCGGACAUCGCCUUCACCUGCAGCAAGCUGGGGAGCGGCCUCACGGUGAGGAGCGACCAGCACUGGCGCGAGGUCGACCGCUGCCUCGCCUACCUCGCCAACACUCAUGACACCGCCCUGGAGUUCGGCGAUGGGCCAGAGACGCUGGAGCUGGUCGGCUACGUGGACGCCGAUGACGCUGGCGACAAGCAGAACCGGACGAAGGAGUACGUGGCGGCAACUGAGGCCGGCAAGGAGGGACGCCGCCUUCGCUUCCUCCUUGCAGAGUUCCGGGAGCUGGACGCUGGGAUGCCAACUGUCCUUCGGGUGGACAACAAGUCGGCCAUUUCGGUCGUCGAGGGCAUGGGGCUGACGGGCAACCUCAAGCACAUGGAGCGACGCUACGCCUGGCUGCAGCACAUGGUGAAGCGCGGGAAAUUUACGCUGAAGUACAUCCCGACCACUGAGCAGCCGGCCGACUUCCUAACGAAGGCGCUGCACUACCCGGCCUUCAACCGGUGCUUCGUCGCAAUCGGCCGAGUGCGUCUGGCCGACAUGGGUGACAUCGCCAACGAUGUGUAG
Molecule: messenger RNA, 1119 nt
Organism: Closterium sp. Yama58-4
Lineage: Eukaryota; Viridiplantae; Streptophyta; Zygnematophyceae; Desmidiales; Closteriaceae
Source: the annotation of a GenBank genome assembly